Messenger RNA from Uncinocarpus reesii 1704, 2031 nucleotides. RefSeq lists its product as uncharacterized. NCBI's taxonomy places the organism in Eukaryota, Fungi, Ascomycota, Eurotiomycetes, Onygenales, Onygenaceae. The record is from RefSeq and is a predicted model, not a curated record. The transcript is spliced from 2 exons. Bases 1 to 2031 code for a protein of 676 amino acids.
AUGCUCCAGUCUCCAUCCGGGAGACCCCGGUCCACCGGCGGUGAUAACGGUAGCUGCCCCGGGUCUUCCAUCCUUCAUGACACACCCACCUCUUCCCCGAACAAAAAGCAAAAGCAACAACGCCAACGCAACGCGCCAUUGUUGAAGGAUUUGAAUAACACUGAUAAUACAAAAAGAAAGAGGCUGGCAUCGGGUUCGGGUGACGCUUCCUCCACCGACGCCGACCUCGAUGACGAAGAGAGUGACGACGCCAACGAUGAGGAUGACGCUGAAGAAGAUGAGCCCGCUGUUUUGGCCCCGUCUUAUGGUGGUAAAGGAAUAAACCGUAAGGCGGGGCUCAAACUCGGCCCGUCAUAUUCUAAAAGAGGGAAGAAAGUCAAGCUCGAGGAGAGUGGCUAUGGUGAUAACAACAAUGCUAGCGAAGAUGAGUAUUCUGCUGGCAUGAUAAGCUCCGUGUCUUCCGUCAGCUCCGCCAGUGCUGAUGGCUCGGUUGCCUCGGAGGAUUCUGAUGCAGAAUACGAGGGGGUGGAUGAUGUAUCUGACGACGAUGACCUAGAAGUUGAGAAGCUCGAAGAGGAAUUGAUACUAGACGAGUAUGAACGGGACUGCGUUGGCGUCGCUUCUGGAGCUCGGGGCCUUGGAGACGAGUGGAGUGGUUUCGAUGACUUGGAAAGUCGACCUCUAUACUCUGCUGGUUCAUUCUUUGAUGAUGAACAGAUUCUUUUACAAUCUGCGGCAACCGAAGUUGUCAUCGACGUGAACUUGACAAACGAGCCCGUCGAGACGCCGGUGCCUAGGAGAGUCCAUUUUGCAGAAUCCGAGGACGAUUCAUCAGACUCGGAUAGGACAACUGAUGAUGAAUUGCUUUCUGAUUUCCUACAACAGGACAGUCUUGAUCCUGACCUAAGGCGCAUGAUUGAAAAUGACGGGGAUACGCCCAAACGCCCUCGAAACCCGCAUGAUCUCUUUGCAACCAACGAUUUCUACGAGCUUCCGAGCAAUAUCUACCACGUGGAAUCUGACAGUGAAGUUGGCUGCUCCAGUGGCUAUGAGUCUGAUGGCGGGGAAACUACGGAUGAAGAGGACUAUCCUCCACCUGCUACAAUAACUCACCCAAGGUCCAUCCUUCGUCGUGACUCUAGUGCAUCUUUGUCGCCUGAUGAUGAAGAGAGAGAUCAGCAAUCACGACCGACGCGUAGGCGCGGUCCACUUCGAGGCACAUUCAUAGCCGAUCCGCAUAAACCUGUAGCUGUUGUGGCUCCCAAUGGCAAGCAACUGAUUGUGAUCCCCCCAUACGCUUCUUAUCGACACGAUUGGCUUGAAUCGGCAGCCAAUAGCUUAGCAAAUACUGCUGCAAACAGUCCUGGGGCGACAAACGCUGCCGACGACAGUGAUACUGAUGCCCUAGUAUCCCCUAGCCGCCAGGUCCUUAGCCCCAUGUUGAGCUCCGCCGCAAAUCUUAUGAUCACCGCCGUCGUCGGGAACGAUUGCGGAGGCCAAGUGACUGGUCCUCCCGAAGCGUUCUACCCGAAUGAAAAAUAUAUUCUCGAUGCUUUCGAGGAUGACGAUGAAGACGAGGACAGUGAAGCAGCUCUUAACGUUGAUGACUUUAUUGACUUUGGCAACGGCUCUUCCGACGGUGAAGAGGACAAGGCAAUGGAUGAUGUGGAGGAAUUAGCGUCUCCUCUCGCUGCUUCAUCAGUCAAUGUCGAUCUAACCCCGACUCCGCAACGUAUUGCCGAAAUCUCACAGCCCAAUAGCGCCGAACGUCUUUUGAACCAUCUCGAUCGCGGAAUUGUUACGGCGUUCCGUCGAAACCACACGCGGUAUCAAACGCUAAUUCGUUUACCGCAUCACCGGGAAUUCAUGCCCGCGAAUUCACCUUCUCGUCUCGCAAGCGCUUUCAGACGCUCGAAAUUGGCUGAUACUCGAACUCCACCACGCAAGCGCAAAGCUAGCAAUUAUCUAGGCGGUGAGGCCGUUCGAAGAAAACUGCUUGAUUCGCAUCGGAGAAAUACAACUGCAGCGUAA